This is a messenger RNA of Gastrolobium bilobum, 3957 nucleotides long. RefSeq names its product ubiquitin C-terminal hydrolase 12-like. Lineage: Eukaryota; Viridiplantae; Streptophyta; Magnoliopsida; Fabales; Fabaceae. Gene Ontology annotation, cellular component: cytosol; nucleus. Bases 92 to 3457 code for a protein of 1121 amino acids. Gene Ontology annotation, molecular function: protein binding; cysteine-type deubiquitinase activity; cysteine-type endopeptidase activity. The transcript has 32 exons. The record is from RefSeq and is a predicted model, not a curated record. Gene Ontology annotation, biological process: protein deubiquitination; regulation of protein stability.
UCUGAAUUCGCUAUCUUGUGCAUUCGUGUAAGCUUGCUUUAUCGCUGCUUCACCUUUUCUUCCUUCGAUUCUUCAAUUGGAACCUUCAACCAUGACUCUCAUGACUCCUCCGCCAUUAAAUCAUCAGGAGGACGAUGAGAUGCUGGUUCCCAACUCCGACUUCCCUGAAGGCCCUAAACCCAUGGAAGGUAAUUCCGAAGCAGAGAACAUGAGUACAGUGGAUGCUAUGGCAGUGGAUGAUCCACCAACUGCAAGGUUCACAUGGACCAUAGACAAUUUUUCAAGUCUUACAAAAAAAAUCUAUUCCGACACUUUCAGUGUUGGUGGCUACAAAUGGCGGAUACUUCUUUUUCCAAAGGGGAACAAUGCCGACCAUAUGUCGAUGUAUGUAGAUGUUGCAGAUUCGGCAACCUUGCCUUAUGGUUGGAGUAGAUAUGCCCAGUUCAGCUUGACUGUUGUUAAUCAAAUUCAUUGUAAAUAUUCAAUCAGAAAAGAAACACAGCACCACUUCAAUGCUCGUGAGAGUGAUUGGGGUUUCACUAAUUUCAUGCCGCUUGCUGAAUUGUAUGAUCCUAGUAGAGGUUAUCUUGUGAACGGUACAUGCAUAGUUGAGGCUGAUGUUGCUGUACGAAAAGUUCUUGAUUACUGGUCACUUGACUCAAAAAAGGAAACUGGUUAUGUCGGACUAAAAAACCAAGGAGCUACUUGUUACAUGAAUUCUCUUCUUCAGACAUUGUACCACAUUCCUUAUUUCAGAAAGGCUGUGUACCAUAUGCCUACGACUGAAAAUGAUAUGCCAUCAGGGAGCAUCCCUCUGGCAUUACAGAGUUUGUUUUACAAGUUGCAGUAUAGUGACACUAGUGUAGCAACGAAAGAGUUAACCAAGUCUUUUGGAUGGGAUACAUAUGAUUCAUUCAUGCAGCAUGAUGUCCAAGAACUGAAUAGAGUUCUUUGUGAAAAGCUAGAAGACAAAAUGAAGGGAACUGUUGUGGAAGGCACUAUACAGAAGUUGUUUGAAGGCCACGAUAUGAACUAUAUUGAAUGCAUCAACGUGGAUUAUAAAUCUAGAAGAAAAGAAUCAUUUUAUGAUCUUCAGCUCGAUGUCAAAGGCUGUAGGGAUGUGUAUGCUUCUUUCGAUAAGUAUGUGGAAGUGGAACGGCUUGAGGGUGAUAACAAGUAUCAUGCAGAGCAGUAUGGUUUACAGGAUGCUAAAAAGGGUGUAUUGUUCAUUGAUUUUCCGCCUGUUCUUCAGCUUCAGUUAAAACGGUUUGAGUAUGAUUUUAUGCGAGACACUAUGGUAAAGAUCAAUGACCGCUAUGAGUUCCCUAUGCAACUAGAUCUUGAUAGGGACAAUGGCAAGUAUCUAUCUCCUGAUGCAGACAGAAGUAUUCGCAACCUAUAUACACUUCAUGGUGUUUUGGUUCACAGUGGUGGGGUUCAUGGUGGACACUACUAUGCUUACAUUAGGCCAACUCUAUCAAAUCAGUGGUUUAAAUUUGAUGAUGAACGAGUAACGAAAGAAGAUAUAAAGAGGGCUUUAGAAGAACAAUAUGGUGGUGAAGAAGAGUUACCGCAUACAAAUCCUGGGUUCAACAACUCUCCUUUUAAAUUUACAAAGUACUCAAAUGCAUAUAUGCUUGUUUAUAUACGUGAAAGCGACACAGAGAAGAUAAUUUGUAAUGUGGAUGAGAAGGACAUUGCUGAACACCUUAAAAUAAGAUUAAAGAAAGAACAAGAAGAAAAACAGCAAAAGAGGAAGGAGAAGGCCGAGGCUCACUUGUACACCAUCAUAAAGGUUGCCCGUGAUGAAGAUCUACAUGAACAGAUUGGGAAGGACAUAUUCUUUGAUCUUGUAGAUCAUGAUAAAGUGCGGAGUUUUCGCAUUCAAAAACAAAUGCCCUUUAUCCUUUUCAAGGAAGAAGUUGCCAGAGAGCUAGGUAUACCUGUCCAGUACCUACGUUUUUGGUUGUGGGCAAAGCGCCAAAACCACACAUAUAGGCCUAAUAGACCACUGACACCUCAGGAUGAAACACAAUCAGUUGGACAAUUAAGAGAAAUAUCUAAUAAGGGAAAUAAUGCUGAGCUGAAGUUAUUUUUGGAACUGGAAAUGGGGCAGGUAAUGUUUUUCUUGGAUUUGCGGCCUAUUCCUCCUCCUUUGAAGCCUAAAGAGGAGUUGUUGCUAUUCUUUAAACUUUAUGAACCUUCAAAUGAGAAGCUUCGAUAUGUUGGGAGGCUUUUUGUGACGGGUAGUGGGAAGCCAGUAGAUAUAUUGACAAAACUAAAUGAAAUGGCUGGAUUUGCUCCUGAUGUCGAAAUUGAAAUGUUUGAGGAAAUAAAAUUUGAACCUCAUGUUAUGUGUGAACAUGUUAACAAGACAUCUACUUUCCGUGAAAAUCAGCUUGAGGAUGGUGAUAUUAUUUGCUUCCAGAAAUCCCUCCAUGUUGGAACUAGAGAACAAUAUCGUUAUCCAGAUGUUCCUUCAUUCUUGGAAUAUGUGCAUAAUCGUCAGGUUGUUCGCUUUAGGUUUUUGGAGAAACCAAAAGAGGAUGAAUUCUCUCUUGAGUUGUCAAAGCUCCACACCUAUGACGAUGUUGUUGAAAGAGUCGCUCAACAUCAUGGUUUAAAUGAUCCUUCUAAAAUCAGGCUUACUUCUCAUAACUGCUACUCCCAGCAACCUAAACCACAGCCUAUUAAAUACCGAGGAGUGGAACAUUUGUCUGACAUGCUGGUUCACUAUAAUCAGACUUCGGAUAUUCUAUACUAUGAAGUAUUGGAUAUCCCUCUACCAGAAUUGCAAUGCCUAAAAACUCUGAAAAUUGCUUUCCAUCAUGCCACCAAGGAUGAAGUGGUGAUUCAUACCAUUAGAUUACCCAAACAUAGUACUGUGGCAGAUGUAAUUAAUGAUCUUAAAUCAAAGGUAGAUUUAUCACAUCCUGGUGCAGAACUUAGAUUGGUUGAAGUUUUCUAUCACAAGAUCUACAAGAUUUUCCCAGUCAGUGAAAAGAUUGAGAGUAUUAAUGAUCAAUAUUGGACACUCCGAGCAGAGGAGAUUCCUGAUCAAGAGAAAAACCUCGGCCCUCAUGAUCGGUUGAUCCAUGUUUAUCAUUUCUUGAAAGACAGUGCUCAAAAUCAGGGGCAAGUUCAGAACUUCGGAGAUCCUUUUUUCUUGGUUAUCCAUGAGGGUGAGACAUUAGCUGAAGUCAAAUUGCGGGUGCAAAAAAAGUUGCAAGUUCCUGUUGAGGAGUUUUCAAAGUGGAAGUUUGCGUUUCUGUCACUUAGUCGUCCUGAGUACCUUCAAGAUUCAGAUGUUGUUUCUACUCGGUUUCAGAAAAGGGAUAUAUACGGUCCAUGGGAGCAAUAUCUUGGACUGGAACACACUGACAAUGCUCCAAAAAGGUCCUAUGCAGCUAAUCAGAAUCGUCACACAUUUGAGAAGCCAGUAAAAAUCUACAACUAGAAAAAAUAUUCAUCAUCUGGAUCAGUAAAUUUAAUAGUACUAUAUGCUAGAAGCACUUGUAACAUUUUGAAGGUAACAAGAAGCGUGGAGAAGCUGUCAAUCUUCUUAAGUAGUCUGUUCAAAUCCAUAAUUUUUUGUUUAUUUUUUUUUAGCGGAGGGUUUGGGGAUGACUAUAGCCUUGAAUAGUAAUUUAAAAUCUUGUCUCUUCGGCACUCAUAUUUUCGGUGGUUUGGAGGUUGAGUUUUAAAUUCCUAGACCAUUUGGUACAUAAGAUUUUGGGUUGGGUUGUGUAUAGAAAGUAUAGGUAUACUUAAUUGUUUUUUAUGUCCUGGUUCUCCCAUUGUGGAUUUUUGUUUCAGAGAUAUUUCUGACAGGAUGGGGAAUGUGUAUUAUGUUUCUCUGCAGGGUUUAACAUGUAAAUUAUCCUGUGCCUUCUUUCACCAAAAAUUUUGUUGGAGGCGUACUGAUUUGUGUUUAAAGGAAAACAUUAAUUUACCGUC